UAAACUACUUUUCCCAUAGUUCCAGAGGUGUAAAGUGAGGCCAGCUACGGGUGCCCGGAUGGGUCUGACAGUCAGGCACGUUGGAGAGGCACAGCGGAGACUGGGGCGCACGAGAGACAGAGAGCUGGAAUUGCAGAGGCAGAGACGCACGGGCGCACGGUCGAUUUUCGCCUCCCGCAUACUGGGGAGUCCCGUGCCUGUCACCAAAACCAGAGCACAGGGCUCGAGCGCGGUUAUGUCAGCACCUUAAUUGGGGACAAGACUGUGAACCAACCUCCCUGCUCCUCAUUUUUUAUUUUUUCCCUCCUUUUGUGUUUUUGCUUUCACAUCUUUGUGGGUGCAGAUAUUGAUGUGAGCCAGAGGAGCGGUUUUUCCGUUGAGCCGCACGAGACGGUGGCGCGCGACGGCAGGAGGAGAGACAACGUUUACAUUGAUGUGGGAGGACUAUCUCCCUCCGACGCGGGGAGCCAAGAUGAAGGGGAAAUGCUGUGCGCUGACGGCUGCAGCCGUCAAGGCAACGGCUCCGUGACCCGGGCGAGGAGAGGAGCGAAGCACCGACAGCCGCGCGAGCCCACAGCCCCGCCAGCCAGCGUUGACACCGCAACAGCUCCACCAGCCAGCGCGAGCCCCGAGACUCUCGCUCUCUCCCUUGCAACCAUGGGCAAAAGACAGGAGCAGAGGGGAGAGAGAGAAGUAUGUGAGCUCUCCACUGCAGUAUUGAUGACCCAAUGAUCCCCUGCAGAACAGAGCCAGUCAGGCAGACAGAGUGAGGCUCAACUCAGAAUCAAAAUCAGAAUCAGCGCCACAACCAUUCGGUAAAAGCAACCAAUUGAGCAGGAUAUGAAUGGUCCUUGAAUCUUCUUGCCAGCUAUUAGAAGGAAGACGGCUACAAAGAAGAAACACUAAUUUCUUCUUUGUGUUGGAACAUCACCCUCUUUUUCCUCCCUCAGUACCAGCAAGACCAUCAAUUGAAUGAGUGGCUUGUCAGAUCACCUACAUUCAGGCCAAACCAGGGCUCCAGUGGGCUGUGGUGGGACUCAGGCAGAAGGAAAAGCGUGUGUGGGGGGGCUGGAGGGGCUGGCAGGACCUGAGCUCUGGACCAGGGAGCUCGGGCUCCAGGAGGGGUCCCAGGAUCCCUCUAACGAUGGACUGGCACCGGUGACUUCCGACCACUUUCCCUCCUCCUCUCCUACCGCCCUGGCCAACGGCCUCCAUCUGCAGAGACGGCUGGCACACAGCACCUGCCGGCGGAGGCAGACAGAGACUCAUACUACUGCUGAGACGCAUACAUUUGCAGAGACACUUAGAAACAUGCAAACGCACACAGACCCAGAUGUGCAUGCUGUUUCACACUCACACAUAGAUAAUUGUGGACACAUGGAUAUCAACACACAUACGGGGUCUGUAGUGCCAGAACGCUCCAGAACUCUCACACCAGAGGCCAUACACACAACUUCACCUCAAGCCCUGUCUUUGGCACAUGGCAAUCAUCCUGCCUCCACCAAUCAGCUGGCAGCACCAGUCCUCACUGCAGAGACAGACAUGCCCUCAACCUUUUGUCCAGUCCCUGGUGGUCCAAACCCAAACAUAGGCUCCUCUCCUCUUCCUGUGGAGGCAGAGAAAAAGUAUGCACUCCGCAGCUCUGGACGUCCCCGCUUCCCCUGUCACCUGCGCAAAUCCUCCCGCCUCCGCCGAAGCAUAGAGGACGUGGAGAAGAGAGCAGCGAGAGAGAGGGGGGGAGAGGAGGAGCAUGAAGUAUUGGAGGAGAAGAUCUGGAGGGUUAAAGAGGAGGAGGUGGCUGUUGUUGAGAAAGAAGAGCGUUCAUCUAUGGAGGCUGUUCUCCCCACGGUUCCCUGCCCUACAGACAUCGCUUUUGCUCUAACUGUACCUAAACCUGUUCCUAAAGCCAUACCAAAACCUGGACCCAGAUUGGGGCAUAGACCUGGCCCUAAAUCCAGGUCUAGGCCCGCACCAAAAUCUGUACAUAAAGCAGCUCCUAAAAGUGUCAUGAGAAAGCGUCAGGCAGCCCAAUCCAUAGCUCAUCGCACUACCCCUCAUCUCUCUUUUGCAAACACAUCCACCAUCCCUGCACCUUUGCUAGCUGUGAAGGAGGAACCUGUUGCAGACUUGGGGGCAUCGCCUUCCGGUAGCCGGAGACGUGGGCGCUUUGUUGGCGUGAGGAAGAUUGUUGUCAAGGUGGCUCGCAUUCCUGUGAGCCUUAGCCGCCGACAGAAGAGCUACAAGAUUUCCAACUUGGAGACAGUUACAGGGACAGAGAAAGGCCAAGAUGGUAGUCUGGAGGGCCCAGAGGUAGUUCGAGAGCCGACUGCACUUCUCCGCAUGAAGAACAAUGGAAAGAGUGUUAUGGUGAUGUUCCCCCCUGGUGAACUGCCUGUCAUACUCAAACGCAGGAGGGGACGACCACCUAAACAGCCUCUGCCUGGAAUACCGGGAGAGCCUCAGAAUGCUGGGAAUGCUGGUGGUAAUGGAGACCAGCCCAAGAAGCCCCAGAGGCGACGUCGGACUAAACUCCCUUCCCCUUAUCCAUCUUAUGUUAAUGAUACUAAUGAUGUGAAAACAGAGUAUGGGGAUGUUCUGUCCAAACUGGCCUUUUUAAACCGCCAGCCCCCUGCCACUGGCCGCUGCUCUCCCCCUCGCUGCUGGACACCCAGUGAGCCAGAAAGCUUUCAUACUCCCCUUGAAAAUCCUGGAAUAUCCACCCUGCUCCACCGACUCACUGGGUUCAGACGCCCCCGAGGUGGCAGAGGCGGCGGCACUGGAAGAGGUGGAGGAGGAGCAGGAGGGAUUGGGGGCAGUGAGCGCAAUAAGAGCACAUUCAGUGACUUCUUUGAAUCCAUUGGCAAGAAGCGGAAACCAAGUCCCCUUUCUGAGCACGGAUUACCUAGGAAAAGGGGAAAGGGUGGAGGUGGAGUUGGUAGGGGAGGGGGUAUUGUUGGAACGGAGCCUGGAGGAGAGAAAGUAGUCAGGAAGAGACGUGUGAGAAAAAAUGGUGCAUUUAAAGGGGAGGGAGUGUCCAUGGGGCAGGAGUGGCCCAAUGGGGCAGGUGGCUGGGGUGAGGAGGGGGGUAUGGACAAGGAGAAAGGUUUAGGUGGGUAUCAGCUUUGUAGAUCUUCAAGGGGGGGCUUUUCCUCCUGUGAGGUUGGAAGAGGAGGUGUCUACAGCAGUCCAGGAGGAAGCAGAGGGGUUGGGCCAGCUGGGGAGGACUCACAAGGCCUUUUUGCUGGAUAUUUCCGGUCACUCCUCGACUCUGAUGAUUCAUCAGACCUGUUGGACAUCUCUUCCUCGCAGUCAGAUCCCCGCAAAGCUUCAUCCACCCCUGGUUAUGAGCCAUCCAGUCCAGCUACUGGUCACAGCUGGUCCCCUGCAUUCCCCAAGUGGAGCACCAAAGGUGCAAGUUCUGGGGUGGAGGGUUCAGCCCAGACACAUUGCUCCUCAGCCAGGCCUCCAUAUAGCUAUGGCAACCUGGCCCAAACAUCGCCCACCACUUCUACCUAUCCCAAAUCCACUCCUCCAACUCUGUCACACUCUCCUAGCUCCCCCCACCCUGCCUCUUAUGGCCACUUCUCCUCUGGUUACUCCUCCUCUUCUCCUGCAGUGCCACAGAGAUCCUCAGACUGCAGCUUUGCAUAUGGAUCUGGACACAGCAGUGGCAAGGCCACCACUGUUGGUCAAAUGGGUUAUUCUAGCUACCAGGCAGCACUCAAGCGAGGUUAUAGUGGAUAUUCUGCGACAGGUCAUUCCUCCAUACUGCGGGGGGAGUCGACAGGACCCACAUCACCAGGAGGAGCGUACAUGUCUGUGGCCAAAAGUAGCCCCUUCAGCUCCUCCUCCUCUCCAGAAGGUUACAAACAGUACAACUCCAAUCAGUGGAGCUACAGACAAGGUUUUGGUGGCUGGGCAACAGACAGCUUUGGGCAUCAGUAUCACGGCUACAGUGAAUAUGGCUCCAAUGAGUCCAAAGACAUCUUGGAUAUCUCCAACUACACCCCCCAGAAGGCCAAGCGACAACCUUUUCCUGAAAGCCUUUCAGAAUCCUCCUCUGACUCUUCACAUCUUGGCUCUGUAGCCACUGGUAGUGGACCCAGCUCCACAGGUGGCACGUACAAACAGAAUGAGGCUGCUUCUGUAAGUGGAGAGGGGGGUCAGUCAAGUCUGUCCAGCCUGGAGAAGUUGAUGAUGGAUUGGCAUGAGAGUGCUUCAGGUCCCUCGUAUAACUGGAGCCAAAAUGUCCUCUUCCAGGGUGGGGGAACCAGCAAACUUGGCCGCGGUCGGAGGAAACGGACUGAACCACAAUUAGAAAAAGAAGGGGGUUCUGCUUUACACUCUGAUUCUCCAUCCAGUCCCUCCCCAACGCCCACUCCUGGACCUAAGCGGGGAGGGGUUGGAGGACGAGGCAGAGGGUCUAGAGGAGGCAGAGGGUGUUUGUCUCCAUGUCAGAGAGAGCGGCCAUCAGGCACCAAAGGCAGGGGCAAGACUGCCUCUACAUCUGGAGGACCAGUGACUGUUGGAGGUCCAGAGGUGUCUGGGCUGUUCCAGGAGGGACUGGACUAUUACAGUGGAGACAGUAGUAGCCUCUCUCCCCUGGCCACUCCCAAUCCUGCACCACCUUCCAGCUACCUCCAGGACCCCUGUGAGUACCCUUCCCCUUAUUCUGCCCACCCCUCCACACCUUCCUCCGAGGAGCGAUAUCCAGCCUUAUACCCUGGUGAGUCCUCCUCUUCCCUCUCACCCAGUGUCUCAUCUCCCCCUUACCCUCCCAAGCCCACCCCUCCUCCUCCCCAGUCUUACCACCCUGUCCCCUCCAGGACCUUCUCCCCCUCCUGCUCUCCCUCACCCCGGGUAACACCCCACUGCGGCACUGCACUGAGUCCCUCACACCGGCCCCCACCAAAAGACCCACAGUUCUCGCAGUAUGACUCUCCCAGCUACUGCAGCUCCCCCUACUGGUACGGACAGACAUCGCACAGCAGCAGCCCCAGCCCGCAUUCACACAGCACACACUCAAAUACAGCCGUGCACACACACAGCAACCCACACACAAGUCCUCAUGGAAAUACACAUGGUAAUCCGCUCACUAGCCCAAAUGCGAACACACACACACAUAUGAACCCGACUCCCCAUGACACACACCAUCACAAUACACAGCCCCACGCAAAUCUGAGCUCACACACUAACACCCAUCCCACCUCACACCUCCAGAGCAACCCCCUCUCCCACUCAAACCCUCACACCAACAAUCAGCCCCACCACAACACACACACCAACCCCAACUCUCACCUCACCACCCAUACACACUCCAACCCCAGCCCCAGCCUCCACUCCCACUCAACACCUGUGCUGUAUGAGGAGUGCAGCCCUUCCUCGACUGGGCCCCCGCACAAGCGGGAUAUGACCCCCCAUGCUAUGAGCACAGGCCAUCGCCAGGUCCCCUUGCCACUCUCCCCGUACUCCAAACCUCCCCUGGACUCCUCGCCCCAUCAGGAGGACACUAGUGGCUUCACCUUGUCCCAUCAAUCCUACCAGGGCAUGGGACACCGCUACCCCUCCCAGGCGACUCAGGGAGGUGGGGUGUUGUGCCAGCUCCUGGACCCAGCCAAUGAUGACAGCUUCAGCGUCACCAGCCUGUAACAGCAGGUGCAUUCAAUCCAAGCUUUUACAGAUUUGCAAACAUUUUCUUUUCUUUUUUGGUAAGGAGACUUCUUUGUGAGAGACUGUGAAAUGAAGGGUGAGAAUUUAGCUGCCAGCUUUGGACAGUAAAGCUUUAAUUCUCCAGCACUGACAAUCAAGAUCAACAGCAACUUAAACACCUAAGCAUGCACACACACACACACACACACAAAUGCACAAACACACACACAAACACGCACACAUAGACACGCAUGUGCAGAUUAAUUCACUACCUAAACAAGAACACAUAAAUCCAUACAUGUGUACACUCACUCACACUCUAUGCUGGAAUGAGGGAAUGGCCGAGAGGAGCUGACAGAUGAAUACCAGACGCUGACGGACAGAUAUAAACCUAUUUCCUCACCCCUUUGAAUCCUGCUGUGAUACGUGGAGGACUCAGUUUCCCAGAAGUCUGUAUCUCACCAAUCUCCUGUUCUGUACAUCUGCAAUAUGGACAAGCUAGGAUCAUACUGCUCUCUCUCUUUCUGUGUCGUUCCUCUGUUCUCUCUCAACCUCCCCUCCUCUGCUAAACCAGCAAAUGUGGUCUGCACUCGACCUACACAAACCUUGCAUUUCUGUCUUGUGCCCUAACCUGAACCGCAUCUGAGCCCAAAUCAACUUUUUAAAUACCGUGAGCCUAGCAAAUGUCCCGCUCUGUGCACUCCCUGUAUUGUGUACCAAAAGAGAAAAGUGGACAAAACCAGUUUCUGCUCUUGAAAUACCAGCAUCUGUACAUACGACUCCAGCUCCAAGCCAGGGGCCCCCUCUUCACUCUGAAGGUCCGUCAUCAACAUGCCCUCCUCAGCGUUCUGCCAUGGUUUCUCUGCUCUGGGGGGGGGGGACUGCAGCAUGGAGACCCAACAUCCUGUGUUUUGCUGUUUUAACUACAAGGGAAAGAGACAUUGAAAUCACACAACGGCCCCAAAGAGACUCUUGUUUUCUUUGUGCGAAACGCGUGACAGCGGAGGAUGUGUUUGCGUGACUGCAGUAAUGCAUGUAUUUGUGUGUAUGUGUGCAUUUAUGUUUGUGUGAGUGUGCGUGCCUGUGGGGUCAAAAGGAGUAAAGCUCCCCAGACACCAAAGUCUUGGCGGGGCCUCAUUAUUUCUUUCACUCUCUCCCUUCUUUUUUCUGUGGUCUUGUGUUGUUUGGUGGUUUUUGUGAUGAAAAAAUUGUAUAUCUGUCUGUUACAUAUCAUGUAUGUAUCUGAGGUGCAAAAUAUUUAAAUACACAUUCUGUUCUUGCCAUUGGUAA
Molecule: messenger RNA, 6939 nt
Organism: Dicentrarchus labrax (European seabass)
Lineage: Eukaryota; Metazoa; Chordata; Actinopteri; Moronidae
Gene: ahdc1
Product: AT hook, DNA binding motif, containing 1
Exons: 6
Coding region: 973-5649 (1558 amino acids)
Source: RefSeq, a predicted model, not a curated record